AUGGUUAUGAGUGAAUACUCUGCUGAGAUACCUGUAAUCUGUGCUUUUUAUUCUAUUGAUUUCGAUGAGCCAACACCAGAUCGGAAGGUUAGCCAAAACGGGAAGAGAAUGAUGAGUCGUUUGAGAGUGCUCGAGAGGGAGAAUGCAGAGUUGGAGACGAUGCGUGAAAGCGGUCGACCCGCCAAGGUCGCCAAUCUCAUGGCCCUUCGCCGACGCCACCUCACACGGCUUCACAAGCAAAAUGCUCGUUCAGAGAGGUUACUGGAUGAUGUGGAGUCCGAAGUCGAAGUCUUUACCAAUACCCUGACAAUGCUCCAACAACAGCUCUCAAUUGCUAACGCAACCAUCGAGGUACUUGCCGUUGCUCUGGCUAACUACUCCUCUUCCGAUGCAGGAUCUACUCUACCCUCUUCACCAUCCCCUCAUCAAAGAUGCAUCGAACUCCUCCAGUCUUCUGAAUGGUCCAUCCCGGAGUCUCUGCGCGAAUUCUCUACCGCCGCCGACUCUUCACCACUCCAGCAGCAAAGUAAUGAUUGUGGUCAGGAAAAUUCAUAA
This is a messenger RNA of Rodentolepis nana, 555 nucleotides long. The record is from the annotation of a GenBank genome assembly. Lineage: Eukaryota; Metazoa; Platyhelminthes; Cestoda; Cyclophyllidea; Hymenolepididae.